Molecule: messenger RNA, 1762 nt
Organism: Ornithodoros turicata
Lineage: Eukaryota; Metazoa; Arthropoda; Arachnida; Ixodida; Argasidae
Product: mitochondrial enolase superfamily member 1-like
Exons: 16
Coding region: 304-1635 (443 amino acids)
Biological process (GO): carbohydrate catabolic process; amino acid catabolic process
Molecular function (GO): L-fuconate dehydratase activity; magnesium ion binding
Source: RefSeq, a predicted model, not a curated record
GUACCAUACUUUCCGUCAUCGUGAAAUCGUGGAUGUGCCCUUGACAUGUCUUAUAACACAAGGCCAACACAGUCUUAUCUGAAGCAGUGACUGUGCAGGGGCCAUAAAUAGCUCCUACUGGUAGCCGGCAGGCUGGUAGCAACAAGAAAAGAUGCUCCCCUUUGGUUGUCCAGUCCAUAUCUUCUUUCUGUCCUCUCCAGACUAUCUAAUCUGUAAAUGGAUCCAAAGGGGGCUAACACAGUCAACGCUUGAGCCUCCAUCCUCCAUGUUGUUGUCUCGCUCCAGUCAGCAACAAAGGAAGUGAUGACGAAAAUAGUGGACAUUCAAGUUUUAGACAUACGUUUUCCAACGUCACUCGAGUCCCAUGGGUCAGAUGCCAUGAACACGGACCCGGAUUAUUCCUGUGCAUAUGUCAUCCUUACUGCCAGUUCUGGUUUGAAGGGCCAUGGUUUCACCUUCACGACAGGAAGGGGAACUGAAGUUGUUGUUGCUGCAGUCAAGGCACUCUCUCGUCACAUCGAGUACAAAACCCUCGACUCCAUUUACGAAAAUUUUGCAAGUCUGUGGAGGGAGCUCGCAAGUGACACUCAACUGCGAUGGUUAGGGCCAGAGAAAGGAGUGGUACACUUAGCUACAGCUGCUCUCAUCAACGCCCUCUGGGACCUGUGGGGGAAACUCGAGGGCAAGCCUGUCUGGAAACUGCUUGCUGACAUGAGUCCAGAGAAAAUUGUAUCGUUGAUCGACUUUCGCUACAUGUCAGAUAUGCUCACCAAAGAAGAAGCAAUCGAGAUUCUACGGUCAAAACAAUCAUCUGCAGCUCAAAGGGAGAAAGAUGUAGUUGAGAAUGGAUAUCCUGCGUACAACACCUCUGUUGGAUGGCUGGGUUACACUGAUAGUCAGAUAAAAAUCCUUUGUCAAGAGGCCGUGAAAGAUGGGUUUACGAGUUUCAAAGUCAAAGUUGGCAGAGACCUUGUUGAUGACAAGCGUCGCCUUGCAGUUGUCCGUCAUUCUAUUGGAUCCCAUUGUAAACUGAUGGUAGAUGCAAAUCAGUAUUGGGACAUCAAAGAAGCGAUCUAUUGGACGAAAGAACUGUCCAACUUUGACCUGUACUGGGUUGAAGAGCCAACUUCUCCCGAUGAUAUACUCGGUCAUGCCACAAUUGCUAAGGCGUUGCAACCAAUGGGAAUUGGAGUGGCAACCGGUGAACAGUGCCACAACCGUGUCAUGUUCAAACAAUUUCUGCAAGCAGACGCCCUCCAAUUUUGCCAGAUAGACAGUUGCAGACUUGGUGGUGUCAAUGAAAUCCUUUCAGUCAUCCUGAUGGCAGCAAAGAAGAAAGUACCCGUAUGCCCUCACGCUGGGGGAGUGGGACUUUGUGAGCUUGUGCAACAUCUCAGCUACUGGGACUAUAUCAGUGUAUCCGGCACACAACAGAACAGGGUUCUGGAGUAUGUGAGUCACCUCCAUGAGCAUUUCAAAACACCUGUCGUCAUCAAAAACGGACGCUACAUGCCGCCUCAGGCACCAGGGUACUCGUCAGAAAUGUGGGAGUCUAGCAUCGAGAAGUACCAAUUUCCUGAUGGCAUGGUGUGGAAAGAGCUGCUUGCAUCAGGACACUACAAGAAGGCAUUUUAAUUUCCAGUCAAGUGUUCCAUGUCGCUCUACUAUGAAUUUUGCUUCUAGAGAGCCCUUGCACUCUAAUAGUUUGGAUUAAGACACAUAAUACGUAAAUAAACCUUGGAAACAACCAAACAUAACUACC